This is a messenger RNA of Halichondria panicea, 758 nucleotides long. RefSeq names its product DAZ-associated protein 2-like. Lineage: Eukaryota; Metazoa; Porifera; Demospongiae; Suberitida; Halichondriidae. Bases 128 to 517 code for a protein of 129 amino acids. The transcript has 4 exons. The record is from RefSeq and is a predicted model, not a curated record.
ACAUUAUAAUAUUGUUUUAGGGCGUGCCUAUAAUGAAUUUAAAUCCCAAAGGGGUGGCUAGCUACACAACAUUAACAGAGCUGGACUGUAGAUUGAAGCAUAGUGUUGCGUUAUUUUAUUAAUAAUUAUGAGCGACCUGCAGGACCAACUACUAACUAAAGGUGAGUCUGGCAGUGCUUACCCCACGCAACAGCAGCCAGCCUAUCCACAGCAGACAGAUCCUCCACCACCUUACCAGCAGCAACCACUGGUUUCAAUGAAUGUCACCCCAGAUGUGGCUGCUCCAGUUUCAUCAGUUUACCAGCCACCAGCAGUGCCUGGGCAAAAGGUUUCUGGAGUCUACGAACAGGGGGCAAGAUUUGACCCAAGCAAACAGGCCAGUAUCCCACCUCCCCCACCUGGAGUUGCCCCCACUGCUGCUCAGGUAGCAGCUGCUCAGGGCCAGCCCGUUGUCAUGACACAACAGAAGAAAGACAAAUGGGGUCUUGGUUCUGAUGGGGGUGCCACAUUCUUUUAACCCAUUAAAACUUAAUUACGUAUAGUAUCAGUUGUUAUAUAAAGUUGUAGCUCUAUAAUUAUGCAUUAUUUUGAGGUAAGUAUAACUUUACACACAAGUUGUUACAAGACGACUUUAUUUUACCCUAUAACAAAAUAAAACAUUAAGCUGUGUGCUUUUGUUGAAAGAGGUACAUCUCUGUCAAUAGUGUAUGUGAUGCAUUUAUUGCCAUACUAAUGCUUUUAUUGUUAUUGUCACUGUG